AUGCCAGUAGUUUUGGUUCACUCUAUCUUUUUUAAAAAUAUUAGAGGGUAUCACUUAGCAUUUAUUAUAGGGUACAAUCCUUAGAUUAGUGGUUAAGGUCUCAUUAUUUUAUCAAUUUUAAUUUCAAAGUAAAUGUAGAGUAAAUGUUCACUUUUUCCCUAAUUUUUUUUUAACACUUUUUUGAAAUAAUUUAAUGGAAAUUUUUUUUUUUCUAAAGAUAACACCAUAACACAAAAAAACCACCAUCAUCGUGUUUUAUAAGAUAUUGAGUAAAACACACACAUAAUAUUUAUCUAUUAAGGCCAGUACAAUCCUAAACAGAGCCAGCAACACUUUAGGUUUGCAUAUCUUCUUUUAUCACAUAAGUGUGGAGACAAAAGUCAUGUCUCCAAAAAGAAUAACUUUCAUCAGGGGUGAUGAAUGGUUAUAUUUAUAUGGAUUAAUUUAUUUUUAAAAACCCAGAAUUCAUUGAAAGAGAAGUGAGAUGGAAAGAACAAAUUGAAGAGUUGGAAGCUAAAAAAAUUGACCUUAAUAAGGAAGAAAUGAAUCCCCUAAAAGUGUUAAAAAGGUCUAACUUCCUUCAGAUUCGACGAAUCCCAUGGUAAUUUGAACUAUGGCCAGUGGAGAAAAUUUAUAGAAUACAACCUUUAUGUAACUCUCGAUCAUUUAAAAGAUCACCUUUCCUCACACAGAGGUAAUUGGGUCGGAAAGAUUGAGAAAAUUUGGAUUAUACUCAAUAUACCACCUUGAAACUCUAAAGAAAGUGCAGAAAAGAAUGACUCUUCAAAUGAGUGACGUAGCAAAAUUCAUCAAAAAGAUGAUAAACAAUGAUUGUGAGGCCUAUCAACCUAAAGCCUUUCAAAUUCCAGUUUGA
Molecule: messenger RNA, 874 nt
Organism: Paramecium pentaurelia
Lineage: Eukaryota; Ciliophora; Oligohymenophorea; Peniculida; Parameciidae
Source: the annotation of a GenBank genome assembly